AUGGGCCGUCUGGGUUUCAAUCUUGUACGUCAUAAGGAUCCGAUCAAGACUGUCGAAGACGGACCUCCUUCUACUCAACAAAAUGAAAAGAACGAAAGCGCGGAACUCAACGAGCUCGUGAUUGCCGUCGGCAACGAGCGAAGGAGGUACAGGAAAAACUUACCUGGACUUAUAGUUUUUAUAACUAUGAUUAUAUUUUACUCUGCUUAUAUAGCUAUAAGGCUGAGACCAUUCCAGCAAGGUUCAGCAUUUGACUCAAAUACAAAUGAUUCGAAAUUAACAGACCUUCCACAAAUGCAAUUAUUACAAGACCAAAAAGAUGAAACAACUAAAUGUUGGCAGCAACUAAGCGAAUAUGUUGCACUAGUAAAAUGGCAUGAUGAUCUAAAACAUGAAAUAGCAUGGCAAGUGAGUGAUGGGAAAAAUGAAACUGAACAGUUGACUGCAACUAAUGAGCACUUGCAAGCUCUAAGAGCACGCUACAUGUCACUAGAAACCGAGUCGCAAAGGAACGAGAAAAUACUCCGGGCGGAACUGAAAAAAUUACGCGAGGAUCGUGAAGAACUGCGAAAGAAGGUUGCAAAAGGCGAAGAAAUGGUGAUGAAGUUGACGAACAGUGAGCUUGAAUCGAGCCAUGAAACAACCACCAAGCCUACUCUCAGUCUCUUUAAUUCCGCUCCCUUCAAAAAAAUGAAUGACAUUGUCAAACGUAUCGAAACUGUAGGUCGAAUUUUCGGCAACGUGAUUAAAGAUGGGAUUUAA
This is a messenger RNA of Ceratosolen solmsi marchali, 762 nucleotides long. The record is from RefSeq and is a predicted model, not a curated record. NCBI's taxonomy places the organism in Eukaryota, Metazoa, Arthropoda, Insecta, Hymenoptera, Agaonidae.